Meloidogyne enterolobii is the source of this 657-nucleotide messenger RNA. Lineage: Eukaryota; Metazoa; Nematoda; Chromadorea; Rhabditida; Meloidogynidae. The record is from the annotation of a GenBank genome assembly.
AUGUAUGGACGUGAUCCAAUAUUCUGUGUUGAUUUAAUUUUGGAUCCCAGAAUAAGAGAACCAAUAGCCCUAAAUGAUGAGCAAGAGAUAAAACAGAAACUAAUUGUUUCCCUAAGAUGCGCAUGGAAAUACGCGGCAGAAGCUAAUAGCGAAGCACAGCUAAGAUCAAAGGCGCAAUAUGAUAAGUUACUUAGGAAUCCAACUGUUUCAAUAGGUGAUAGGGUACUUCUUCGGAAUUAUACUGGAAAAGUCGGGUCUUCAAAGAAAUUCCAUCUUCCCUGGAAGGGUGUAUUUAGAGUGAUUGAAAUUAAUGGCGUUCAUGUAACCAUAUCAAGUUGUAACUCACCUCAGUCUAACCCAAGAAUCGUUCACAUUAACCAGUUGAAAAAAUGUAUAGAACCUUUACCUUGCGAACCCGUUUGUACAACGCCUAGGUUAGAAAAUGAGGAAUUAGAAGCAUUAGUAGAGGUUAACGCAGAGGAAAUAGUUGACAUGCCUGGAUUUUCGCAUAAAAAUGUUGUUGAACCGAAUGUAAUUGUAGAACAAAGUAGUCAAGCUGAUGAAAUAUUAGGACGUCAGGGAUUAGGUAGAUACAAUUUAAGAAGAAAUCCCAAACAAAAGAUUCUCAUAAUAGCUUCGGCAACUGCAAGGAAAUAA